CUCCGGUUUCCCCACACUACACAUUGCUCACAUCCCAGGACGAACAACGCGGUUUACCAUCUUGCUUGUUUGUUUUUGGCUUGCUUGCUUCUUGCUUGUUGCUUGUUGUUCUCUCGCUCGCCUUUCCUGCUGUUUGUUUGUUUGUUUUUCUUCCCCACCCUUCUCCCCCUUCCCCACCACACCUCGCACACCCCCAAUACAGCCAAGCAAGACCAUGAGUCGCGGUGCUGUUGUGAUCACGCUUGCCGUGGUCGCCGCUGUGUUCAGCGCAGACCUCUGCGCUGCCAAGAACCUCGUCUGGCGCGGUGGAAACACCAACUUUAACAACGCCGACAACUGGGACGGUGCACUGCCACUGGAGAGCAGCGAUGUCGCCAGUGUCGACCUGCGCUCGGAGCGCGCGUACACGUCGUUCAUCUCCAGCGAGACGUACUCCGUUGGCUCCCGCAUGAAGCUCCCCAUGAACGGCCGCUUCGUCUUUCAGAGCGACCAGGCGGUUGUCAUCAAGUUCAAUGAGCAAGCAUCUGGCCCAGAGGCGCAGUUCAAGGGUCCCCGCGACGACAUUGAGUUUUCCUUCAACUGCCCAGACAACUGGCGGAUCUACCGUGGCACGUCGCUGGAUGCGACGACGGAGCCUCCGCGUGAGGACGAUGACGUGUUCUUUGAGCCAGACAGCUCGUACCACGUGUUCUCCGACGCCCCGCUGACCAACGUGGCGUCGCUGACCAUCGGGCACCCGAGCACGGCGGGCCUGGAGAUUGAGGACUGCCGCGACCUGCCCGCGCCGCAGUUUGAUGGGCUGGACUGCAGCCGCUUCUUCAUCAACGACGAGACGGCGUGCACGGACGAGUUCUCAUUCAACGACGAGGGCACGCGCGCGUGCAUGUACUACAACAGCUGCCCGACGGAGGAGCAGGCUGCAGAGCAGGCCGCGCGUCUCGUGGAGGGCGCGCAAUACAAGGACGCCGAGAUCCAGGCCGCUGCCGCCACCUUGGACACGGUCAACUUCCAGUUCGACCUGGCCGUGGACGCCCUGUCGCAGAACGAGGACGUUCGCGCUGCGAUUGACGCUGCGUUGCAGGACGAGGAUUCGCUCGCCGCCCUGGCACCCGCAAUGCUGCCAGACCUCAAUGGCACGUCGUUCACGUGGACGGUGUGGUCGCUGUCCGCCGCCUACAGCGACAUGACCCUCACCCUCUCCGGCGUCGCCACCGCCCCCCGCGCCGCCUUUGCUGUCCCCGGCACAGACCCGCGCCUCUUUGAUCCCACCGCCACCCUGACCCUCGCCAACCCCACGGCCGGGGUCGACGGCGCGUUCCAGACGGAGACGCGUGUCCUGGCCCGCGUGCACGUGGCCGCGCUCGCCUCAGCCCACGCCACCGCCGACGCCCUCGCAGCCGUCAACACCACCUGUGCCGACGAGGCAGCGUGCACCCAGAUUGCGAGCGUGGUGCAGGCCCUCAGCAAGGUGGACAAGGCGGCAGGGAGCUCGUUCGACACGUCCAUGCUGGUGAGCACGGUGUGCAAGGACUACACGUGCCCGUCGGACCCGGACCAGCUCAAGGCGGCGAUUGCGCAGGCGCUCGGCAACGACACCACUGUCAGCGACGACGACAUUGCUGCGCUGGCUGGCGCGCUUACCGGGCUCAACGCCACAGACAACGGGGACCUGCAGGCGUUCCUGGAGAGCGACAAUGCAAUUGCCGCUGGUGAUGCCCUCAACACGGCCGACGCCGCCGUGGUGGCCGCCCAGCCCAUCACCCGCACCAUCAUCUCGGACCCGAUUGUGUUUGGCGUGCACCUGCCCGCGCUGACGCUGCGGCUGCUGGUGAACACGGCCAACCGCGCGGCGUUUAUCGCGGAGAUGAAGCAGCGCUUCCUGGCCGCCGUCGCCGCGGACGAGGUGCUCGGCAUGGAGCUCAUCCUCAGCACCAGCGCCAACACCGGCAGUGACAGCAGCACUGCCCGCCGACGCCGUGCCGCUGGCGACGACGCAAACGUGGUGGUUGAGCUGAUUGUGACGUACAAGGUGACAUGUCUGGAGGACCUGUGCGAUGCGCUGGUGGUGACGAGCGACCACCCGUCGUACCAGGCGCUGGUGGCGGCUGCAAACGGCGCCGCAGCCACCAUUGACCCGCAGGCGUACGAGUGCUUCAUCACCACCCUCAGCAGCGGCGCCAUCCAGAUUGACGACCUGCCCUCCUCCUCUUGCCUGUACGACCGCGCACGGGAGCUGCUCGCGGCCUCUGGUGGCGACGCUGCCGCCGCCUACGACGCCCUCAUCGCCGCCACCACCUGCGGGCCGGCCGGGUCGCUGCCCACGGGCGACUGCGUGCUCGACGUUGCCGCAGACGUCGUCGCGCAGAUUGAGACGCGUGUGCAGAACGCCGUCAACGCUGCCACCACCACCACCUCCACCACCACGGCCACCAAGCCCGUCAUCUCGACCUCCAGCAGCAGCACGACUGCGCCCGUGACCAUUGCGCCUGCGGAGUCGAGCGCCGCGAGCGUGGGCGUCAUUGCUGGCGGCGCUGCUGCCGGUGUUGUCGCCCUCAUUGCCGUUGUCAUCCUCAUCGUCGUCCUCCAGCGUCGCGGCGGCUCCCGCAGCUCGGGCAAGGCCGGCACCGCUGUUGACGCCAACAGACACGUCGUCGCCUUUGAAAACCCAAUGUACGACGACCCCGGCCUCAACCCGGCUAUGGUGCAGCCCGUCUACGAGGCAGCAGGCGACAAGCCAGAGGAAGAAGGCCUGUACGACGAGCCUGCGUUUACGGUUGGUCUAAACGACAAGACGAACCCCAUCUACCAGUCCAACGAGGACCUCGCGGAGAGCGACUACGACAACAUCGCCGAUAGCGAGGACGAUGGCCCAGACGGCACCGGCUACCUCGACGUUGCCCCCGAAGUGGAGGACGAGUGAUGCAAUGUGGCGCAUCCGCAAUCACAUCCGCAGUCACAUACGCUCCCUCUUCCUGCCCCCUGACAUGUUGACUCUCCCCAUAUGCACGCGCUGUCAAACCUUACCCUGCGUUCUUGCCCCCCUCCCUUCUUCUUCUUUCGUUGCCCCUGCUCACCCUCCCUCACUGCUUUCCCUUGUUUUGUUACACCGACCUGCCUGCCUGCUGCAUGCAUUUCUUGCUGUUUCUGGGCGCUGCGUGCGCACCUCCCCUUGUUCUCCCUUUCCUACCUCUGUUGCACAAUGAACAACUGAACACACCA
This is a messenger RNA of Salpingoeca rosetta, 3219 nucleotides long. RefSeq lists its product as uncharacterized. The transcript is spliced from 9 exons. The record is from RefSeq and is a predicted model, not a curated record. Gene Ontology annotation, cellular component: apical plasma membrane; endocytic vesicle. Gene Ontology annotation, biological process: receptor-mediated endocytosis; intracellular protein localization. NCBI's taxonomy places the organism in Eukaryota, Choanoflagellata, Craspedida, Salpingoecidae. Bases 215 to 2920 code for a protein of 901 amino acids.